AUGGCUGGUGUAUUGUUUGAAGAUAUUUUCAAUGUAAAAGACAUUGAUGCUGAAGGCAAAAAAUUCGACCGUGUUAGUCGUUUACAUUGCGAAUCAGAGUCCUUUAAAAUGGACUUGAUACUAGACAUCAACAGUUGGCUUUACCCCAUGGAGCUUGGUGAUAAAUUCCGUCUAGUCCUCGCCACGACGUUGAGAGAAGACGGAUACCCUGACGGAGGAGAUUGGACAGCAAUCGAGCAAGAAGGAGGAUCAAGGGCGGACAGUUUUGAGUACGUUAUGUCCGGCAAGGUUUAUCGUAUGGAAGGUGACGAGUCGACUAACGAACCAGGAAGCCGUCUCUCUGCCUACGUUUCUUUUGGGGGACUUCUGAUGAGACUCCAAGGAGACGCAAACAAUCUCCACGGGUUUGAAAUCGACCAGCACAUGUAUUUGUUGAUGAAAAGACUUGCCUUUUAG
Messenger RNA from Cotesia congregata, 456 nucleotides. The record is from the annotation of a GenBank genome assembly. NCBI's taxonomy places the organism in Eukaryota, Metazoa, Arthropoda, Insecta, Hymenoptera, Braconidae.